AUGACGGCGUCCUUCCUCGUGGAGGAGCUCGCGACAGCACCUUCGACGGAGGCCGCACACCGGCUCGUCCACGAGCUGCGGCUACUGGCCAAGCACGGGUCCGACAACCGCGCCUUAGUGGCGGAGGCCGGCGCAAUCCCCCUGCUCCUCCCGCUGCUCCGGUCAGCCGACGCUGGGCUACAGGUCAACGCCGUGACCGCGCUGCUCAAUCUGUCGAUCUUGGAGGCCAACAAACGGCGUAUCAUGCACGCGGACGGCGCCGUCGACGGCGUCGUCCACGUCCUAGCAGAGGGCACCACGUGGCGAGCAAAGGAGAACGCCGCCGCCACCGUGCUCAGUCUCUGCUCCGUCCACUCCUACCGUCGGCGGCUCGCGCGGCACCCCCGCAUGGUGGAGGUGCUGGUGCAGAUGGCGCGCGAUGGCCCCGCCAGCGCGAAGAAGGACGCCAUGGCCGCCAUCCUGAGCCUUGCCGGGGACCGAGAGAAUACCGGGCGCCUGGUGGAGGGCGGGGUAGUGGCAGCAGCGCUGGAGACCGCGGGAGAACCCGAGGUCGCGGAGGAGGCGUCAGCGGUGCUGGCGGCGGUGGCGAGGAGGGGCGGGGCGGAAGCCGUGGCGGAGGCGGAGGGGGCGGUGGCCCGGUUGGUCGGGGUGCUUCGGCGGGGUUCGGACUGGGCGAGGGAGAGCGCGGCGGCGGCGCUGGUGGCGGUGUGCCGACGAACGGGGGCGUCGAUAGUGGCAGAGCUGGCGGCGGUGCCGGGGAUCGAGUGGGUGAUCUGGGAACUGAUGGGGGCGGGGACGGAACGGGCGAGGCGGAAGGCGGCGGCGCUGAGUCGAAUCUGCCGGCGGUGGGCGGCUGCAGUCGAGGCGGAACGCACGGCCAGGUUCUCUGCUAUGAGCGUCACAGCGGCCUCCACUACGGUCGCAUAA
Messenger RNA from Musa acuminata AAA Group (dessert banana), 927 nucleotides. RefSeq names its product U-box domain-containing protein 16-like. Gene Ontology annotation, molecular function: protein binding. The record is from RefSeq and is a predicted model, not a curated record. The transcript has a single exon. Lineage: Eukaryota; Viridiplantae; Streptophyta; Magnoliopsida; Zingiberales; Musaceae. Bases 1 to 927 code for a protein of 308 amino acids.